CACAGUAAGAACACACACACCCACACACACACACAGAGGGAGAGAUAGAGAGAGAGAUACACAGUAAGAUCACACAGACACAGUCCUGCUGAGGGAUGUGCAGGUGUAUUCACCCUCUGCUGCUGUUACUCAGCCUCUCCAGAACAUGCUGGAGCUCUUCAUCUGCUGAGACUCUGACUGUCCACCCUGGAGAAAAUGCCACAUUGCCCUGCAACGUUCCUGCCAGCCCUCACAUGGCCUGGUAUCAUCAGAGUGACAACCAGCUGAAACUGAUUAUAUCGGUCAGGAGCGCGAAAGCACAGAUGGAUAUGUUUGAGAAUUAUAAUCAAAACAGCAGCCACUUCUGGUCAUUCGCAGAGCGUCCAAACGACUCUGUGAGUCUGCAUAUCGGGGCUGUUGAACAGUCUGAUGCUGGACUCUAUUACUGCGGUGGUCAAACCAGCGGACAACAUAUGACCUUCGGAAAGGCCAUCCUCCUGACUUUUCCAGGUGCAGAGAGAACUGUGACAGGAACCGGACUCUGCAGGAAGCUGCUCAUCGCCUCUGCCUGCGUCUUCACUCUGGCGCUCCUGGUUUGCGUCAGUGGGCUGUUAUACAGACUCGGCCUCGCAUCGCUCUUCUGUAUGAACUGUGUGAAACAGAACUCCAACCUGAAGGCGGCGGAUCUGCAUUACGCAAGUCUCAGACACACCGCACAGACCCAGGAGAGGCAGCCAGCACCUGCUGACCACGUGAUCUACGACGUGGUUGCCAAAAAGAUCCCCACCGAUCGUGGAGUUUAAGCCGAACACCCAUCUGUCUGUCAGAGUGCAUCGUCUCUGUCAGAGAAAAACUUUGUAUCUCCGUUUUUGCCUUUUUUAUUUUCUCGCAUAAUUUGAAAAGUUGUUCUUUGUCAAAAUUUCACAAUGAACAGAUGAAUAGAAAUUUGUUGACAUCCACUUCCAGUGAAAGUUAGAAAUGUUUCUUCCUUCCCCUGUAAAGUUACUUUUUCUGGAGAUUCAAGGUUUUGUUCCAUGAGCAGAGGUGUCAA
Pygocentrus nattereri (red-bellied piranha) is the source of this 1030-nucleotide messenger RNA. RefSeq lists its product as uncharacterized. The record is from RefSeq and is a predicted model, not a curated record. The transcript has 5 exons. The coding region runs from base 96 to 782 and encodes 228 amino acids. Gene Ontology annotation, biological process: response to bacterium. NCBI's taxonomy places the organism in Eukaryota, Metazoa, Chordata, Actinopteri, Characiformes, Serrasalmidae.